AUGUUGCAAGAAAAUUAAAGGGAAAACGAGAAAAAGCAGUAUUCAAUGUUCUAUCCAGAAGAUGAGAGAUCAAAGAGCCAUUUCUUAAAUUAACAAUACCUUACUAAUUUCUUUGAAUUUACUAAUCAUUACAAGGAACCUGAUUUGCAAAAUUAAGGAAAAUAGGAAGAAAAAAACUAACAUAAAAUUCCCAUUAUUAUUUAAUAUGAGCAAGAACCUAGAUAUGUUAACCAGAAAUAGUAAUUUAAUUUAUUAACUUCUAGAUAUAGACGAAUCAUGAUCAGGAGAAUCAAAAGAGCAUAAUAAGCAUUAAAGCUAGAGGAAUUGAGGACAAAGCAGGCAACAAAGGUUUUAGAUAAAUCCAACUAAAAGUAUAUAUACGAAUCAAGGCAUUAACAUGCAUUAAAACGAGAAAGAGGGCCAGAUGGAAAAUUUUUAAAAAAACAGAACUCUGUUGAUUCUCCAUCCAAACUUUGA
Molecule: messenger RNA, 477 nt
Organism: Paramecium octaurelia
Lineage: Eukaryota; Ciliophora; Oligohymenophorea; Peniculida; Parameciidae
Source: the annotation of a GenBank genome assembly